Messenger RNA from Adineta ricciae, 861 nucleotides. The record is from the annotation of a GenBank genome assembly. Lineage: Eukaryota; Metazoa; Rotifera; Eurotatoria; Adinetida; Adinetidae.
AUGUUAAAUCUUAGUUGUCACGAGGACGACUUUGGAAUAAAAGCGGCUUGGACAUUCACUAGCUCUGGUCACGGAAAAAGCGGAUGCGAUGGCUUAGGUGCGGUUGUUAAAUCGGGCGGUCGAAAACAUUCACUUAAGGGUGGUUCUGAGGCCGCGUUUACCACUGCCAAAGAUUUUUACGCCUUUGCGUUGAAGAAAUACAGUCGUGCGCCGCACCAGCCGAAAGUCACACAUUCGAAUGAAUCAUCUGAUGCUAGUUCUAUCACUACCAAUGAUGAAUUGACAGAUGACGAGAUGGAUACUAUUAGUACAAAUUCCAAAAGCUCGAUCGAAGUACGGUGGUUGGAUGCAGACGAAGUCGAAGAAACGUUCGAACAACAUUUGAAGAACCGGUGGAAAAAGCUAUCAGGAAAAAAUCGAAUCGUAGGUAUUCGUUCCUUUCAUCAGUUCGAUGUUCUUUCAACCGGCGUGAUGGCAUGCAAAUCUACGUCAGUAUCCCUUGAUUCAAAGAUUUUCCAUUUUGAUCAGCAAUGCAAUAAACAUUAUAAUUCACUUGUGAAACGAUUACUUAAUUCAGACGAUUUUUCCAUUGAUGUGUUUCUGAUUGUGGAAUUAAGCAACAACUUACAUCUCGCCCGAAUCAAUCGCAAUGGUCUUUAUAAUAACCAGAUUCAAACCUUGAUUUAUUUACCGUCGUUGCCAGCAAAGAAACUUUCUACCUCCAAAUCGUCCAUUACCCUCAUUUCAAUCAAUAACGUUGUUGGUUCUUUAAAUCAGCCUCCGAUGCAAAUCACAGCAAACAAAGUAACACUUUCCAAUGAACAACUUGCUUCCAUUCAAGAUAUUUGUGAUGAGCUUUGA